AUGCGACUAUUCUCAUCAUCCCGAGCCUAUUCAGACGUCAACUGCCAUGGUUAUACGGCUUGGGAUCCCGUCGAGAAAGCAAUUAUCAUUGCUUUCCGUGGAACCGAUGGUAGUAACCAGAUGACCGACGAAGUUUUGAGUUUCUUCGAAAAAAGAGUGCAAUUCUUCGAUAAUGGUCAUCUGUUCAAAUAUUUUCAUGAUGCCUUUUUCUACUUGUGGAAUGGUGGCCUCGAGCAACAAGUGCGCACACUAAAGUACCAAUAUCCCAGCUAUAAAUUCUAUGUAACUGGUCAUUCGUUGGGUGCGUCAAUCGCUUGUAUCUGCGCUUCAUAUCUGGUGAAAUGGAACAUGACAGCGCCAGAAAAUCUACGACUGGUUACACUUGGCCAGCCUCGAACUGGCGAUUACGAGUUCGCUGCAUGGCAUGAGGCAACGUUCCCAUACGCCUACCGUAUUAUUCACCAUCGUGAUCCCGUACCGCACAUACCGCCAAGGCUCGGACCCGAUCAAGUGUUCCACCAUCGUUAUGAAGUUUGGUGA
This is a messenger RNA of Cooperia oncophora, 540 nucleotides long. The record is from the annotation of a GenBank genome assembly. NCBI's taxonomy places the organism in Eukaryota, Metazoa, Nematoda, Chromadorea, Rhabditida, Trichostrongylidae.